GUUGUGCAUGUGUACUAGUAUGUGUGUGUGAUGUGUGAGUUGUGUAUGGGCAACUUGUUCCAACUUGUUCUCGGCAUGUCUCUCGCCGUUCUCGACCACGCGAUGUUAUGGUUUUCUCGCUUUUAUCCAAGCUGCUGUUUUUUUCUCACCGACCUGCCUUUCGUCAAACGUUCUGACGUUUUUGCAUCAGCAUCUUCCGCCAAUUCUGCAAAAAUCGAAUUGUCAACCGCUAUCGAAUUGAUUGGAUUAACUUUUUUAAAAUACACCGGGAUCAGCUGGACAGUUCCCUGUAGUGCCUGCGUGUAAUUUAUCAACAGUGAACUGGGAAGUGGGCGGUUCAGUGUGGAUUACGCGUCAUUUUAACGUUGCUGCAUUCUUUGCGACUUCUUCGCUGGAAUUCGCUUGCACAUCUUCUGCAUGUGGAAUAAUCUUGUGGAGUAGAUAAUUUGGGAGGUUAUGUGAAUUCACUGUCGGCACACAGCGGUAUGGAUGAAGGAGGUCAAUCGACCAGUAAGGUGGAUGGAUUUUUAUUGAUAAUCGAUGAGUGUGGAAAAAUCAUUUACGUCUCCGAAUCCGUCGUUACGCAUUUGGGCUUCAGCUACUUGGAGUUGAGCGGGUAUUCGUGGUUCGCGCUCGUCCAUCCGGACGAUCAAGUGCACUCGCGGACGCACUUUAAAGAGGCCGUGGCCAAAUGCGCACAGGCGCAGCACUCCGUCAGCAGUGCCAGUGCCGGCAGUCCCGCCGCCAGCAACGCCGCGUCCGCCUCCUCCCCUGCCGGCAACGCGCCCUCCUCCUCCACCGUCAACGCUCACGAUCUCACCGACCCCUCCGCCACCGAUGCCCAGGGUGGCACGCGGCGUGACCUGCGAUCUCCCGUCAGCCAGCCCUCGCCGCCGGCCUCCAGCCGCUCCCAGUGCACCUCCCUGAGUGUCCGGCUCCUGCAGGGCCUCAACCGGGCGCCCAGCAUGGCCAGUUCGUCGCCGCACCUCACCGGCCGGCGUUCCUGCACGCCGACGAUCAACCGCAGUAUCAGCGCCCCCGCCGACAUGCCGCACCGGUUGUCCAACGGGCAUCCUACCAUUCCGCACACCUACCGCCACUUCCACUUCUCCGGCAUCGUCCGGCCCCUGAAAACCGACAAAGAUCCCAACCAGCCCGGUGCGCGGCAGAACAUCGUCUGGGUGGCGGUGGCGCGUCCGGUGGUGCCGCUGUCCAACGGGCACGGUCAGCCGGCAGCGGAAACGGUCAGCAGCGCAUCGGCCAUGCACUUCGUCAUCCGGCAUGAUACCAACGGGUACAUCACGUCCGCCGACGAACGAUGCCGGCAGUUUAUCGGGCACGCACCGGACCAACUCGUCGGCUCCUGCCUGUACGAUCAUCUGCCCAGCGAGGAUAUCCCGCUCCUGCGAUACCAGUAUGAUCAAUUGUCUUCCCACAAGAGCGAAUCCAUCGCCGUCAUCUGCCGCUUCCGGCACCCGGACGCCGCCGCGCCCCCGCCUCCCGACGCCACCACCCCGCCGGACGCCGCCCCGGCCUUCACCUACCUCAACUGCCGCGCCUACCUGGCCCUGAACCCCGCCAGCAACCGGCUGGACGAGGUGGUCACCCUGGCGGCCCCCCUGCGCCCCGCCGAGGGGGAGGCCGCCUUCGCCCGCCAGCAGCGCGCCCCGCCCAAGUCCACCUUGGAGGGGGUCCGGGGCGGAUCCCCGCUGCAGCACAGCCCCGACAGCAGCCGGCCGCGCAGUUCCCCCUGGACGGCCACGCCCCGCGAGAUCGAGGUGGGCGUGGACGUGAUUGACAGCCAGUGCAGUCCGUCGAAAUUGUCGGAGAUGGAUGGGCAGGGGGGCUCGGCGGGCGGGGUCAAUGUGUCGCCACGGAGCUGCCAGACCAAUGUCUCGGGAACGUCGCCCCAGGGGGUGGAGAGCGGGGAAGGGGGGCCGGUGACGUCACCUCAAGGACAAGAAUUUGCGAUGGGAGCAGGGAAUGAAGAGAAGCGCGGCAGUGUGCCGCUGCAGACGGAGAAAGGUCACGGAACGGAUGUCGUCUAUGAGGGCCAGAAGGAGGGCAGCGGUGCCGGCACGCCGCGUCCCAACCAGAAUGGUGGAGAGGAGCGCGCGGAGGAGCGGGGCAUGGUGCGCAGUGUCUUCCACGAACAGUUACGCGACAAGCACCGCUUCCUGGAGCGCAGCAUCGCCUCGCAGCAGCAGCACCUCCAGCAGCUGCAGAUGCGCUUAAUGGCGCUGGUCAACGAGGGCGCCGCCAGCAUCUCCGCCUGCCCGCAGUCGCCGCUGCCCGUGCCCUUACCGCUGCAACGCCCACUACAUAAAGUCAUGCAGUUACAGGCGCGGCUGAUGUCGCACAAGGAGCAGACGCACGUGCAGCGCGCCCGCAUGGAGGAGGUGCAGAUGCGCCUGCAGAAUGAUCCGCAGUUCCACGCCGGCUUGAAGAAGGACGCCGCGGGCCACGGCAGCCCGACCAUGCUGAACCACACCGUCUCCGCGCCCAAUCUGUCGUCUCUGGAUUACAACGGCCGCGCCACACCGCGCUCCGGAGGCGGUCACUCACCCAGGACGCUGCAUAACGCCAGCGGCGCGGAGGAUCCGCAGCGCGCCAGCGGCGCCGUCUCGCCGCCCUUCGUCGACAUGAGCUCCAAGCCGGCCGCCGCGGGCGGUGACGGCGGCCCACCGCCCCCGUCCGGCGGGGACCUGCUGGGCGGCGACCUGCAGCUGGACACCGCCGGCAGCGCCACCUUCAGCCAGUCCGCCCUGGACUUCGAGGAGGGCCUGCUGGAGCUGGAGAAUCUGCUCAAAUUCGACUUUGACUUCCCGCGCACGCUCCACCCCGCCGGCACCGAAUGAAGUCUGCCUUGGAGACCGGCAAAAAAGAAUUUCUAUUAAUUAUGGCGAAAUGGAAAAGGAAUAUUAUGCAGUGUAUAUGGAUGUCGCUUUCAACUGGAACUGUUCUGCCUUAAACAGGAAAAUGUGUAUUAUAUUCCCGUGAAGUUUUUCUGCGAAUUUCCGGUGAAUUUUUAUACAGUAGUACGGUAUCUUCUACAUAGACUUUAAUAUAUAUUUGUUAAUAAAGAUAUUUCAGUUUACGUGAAUAAAUUAAUAAGUUGUACGAGUGAAUUUUGGCCGA
Paramacrobiotus metropolitanus is the source of this 3138-nucleotide messenger RNA. RefSeq lists its product as uncharacterized. Gene Ontology annotation, cellular component: aryl hydrocarbon receptor complex; nucleus. The record is from RefSeq and is a predicted model, not a curated record. Gene Ontology annotation, molecular function: DNA-binding transcription factor activity, RNA polymerase II-specific; RNA polymerase II cis-regulatory region sequence-specific DNA binding. NCBI's taxonomy places the organism in Eukaryota, Metazoa, Tardigrada, Eutardigrada, Parachela, Macrobiotidae. The transcript has 12 exons. Bases 486 to 2858 code for a protein of 790 amino acids. Gene Ontology annotation, biological process: regulation of transcription by RNA polymerase II.